Messenger RNA from Agrilus planipennis (emerald ash borer), 2008 nucleotides. It is a transcript of the gene Ipk1, whose product is annotated as inositol-pentakisphosphate 2-kinase. NCBI's taxonomy places the organism in Eukaryota, Metazoa, Arthropoda, Insecta, Coleoptera, Buprestidae. The coding region runs from base 230 to 1693 and encodes 487 amino acids. The transcript has 6 exons. The record is from RefSeq and is a predicted model, not a curated record. Gene Ontology annotation, molecular function: inositol-1,3,4,5,6-pentakisphosphate 2-kinase activity; ATP binding. Gene Ontology annotation, biological process: inositol phosphate biosynthetic process. Gene Ontology annotation, cellular component: nucleus.
CAAGUGUGGGCAACAUAAAUUUGAAUAACAACAAAAAGAAGUUUUUAUCUUGCAGCUGUAAGGAAAAACUUAAAAAUUAAUAAAAAAUGUAAUUUUGAAGCAGUUAUGUAAAUUUAGAUGCCAAAAGCUUAUUUUAUAUAAAGUACGUACAUUAAAUUAUACUUGUGAAAGUGGUGAAGAAACAAGAGCUUUAAUCUGAUUUUAACCUCACUUUGUACAAGUUUUUAAUAUGUACUUAAAAAGCAAUUUAAAUCAAACUGUUGUACCCUUAAGUAUAUUAAAUCAAGAAUGGACUUACAGAGGAGAAGGGAACGCAAAUUUAGUGUUGUCUCUGCCAAACUUAAGGAAAAUAGUUAAAAUUCGUAAAACAGAGAAGCCAGUAACAUUAGUGCAGUUUCUAACAGAAUGGCUAUUCAGAUACGUACUUUGGACUGAUAAGAUUGAUGCAUAUAGUGAAAGAGAUCUCAUGUUCUAUUCAGACUUAAUGGUUCAUUUAAUAGGGGGUAGUUUUGUUUCUCCAGCUGUCCCAGUUAUAAUUACUAAGAAAGAAAUUUAUGACUUGAGUAUUAUCUUAAAAUCAGAAAGACCAGAAUGCCGUAAAAACAAAAAUAUUCAAUUUGGAAGAGCAUCUUUGCUUCCUGAUUAUGCCUUUUUACCAAAAGAAUGGGAUUCUGCUUUAACUGGGCCUACACUAGCAAUUGAAAUAAAACCAAAACAAGGUUGGGUUCCCUUCUAUGAUAGACAAUGUGAGAAAUGCCCCUUUUGCUUAAACCAAUAUGUUAAACUUAAAAAUGGCAGUAUUAAAAAUAUAAGUGGCUAUUGCCCCUUAGAUUUAUUUUCAGGGAGCAAAACAAGAAUGAUAAAUGCUUUGCACUGCCUUCUGAACAACCCUCAAAAUAAUUUUCGUGCUUUUAAGGAUGGUAUUUGUGUUUAUGAUGAAUGUUCACCCUUUGAAAAUAUGUAUAAAGUAGUUAAAGAAAUAUUCCAACAGAACCAAACUACUAAAAAUAGUUUGGAUGUAUUUAUUAAUAUGUUAUGUGAGUUAUUACUUAAACCACAUUGUUACAACCAGAAAGACUUUGGAAACUGUGAUAUUACCAUAAAUAAUGUUGAACAUUCCCUACUUAUUAAGGAAGAUAGUAAAAUUAGUACAAAAUGCGAUUUUACCCAUCAUGAUCUGCCAAGUUUUUGCGUUUUAGAACGAAUUUUAGCAUUACAAAUGAUCGACUUGGCCGGUUUAAAAAAUAAUUUCUUGUUGUAUAAGUACUUAAACAGUAAAAGGACUUUGGAUAACUGGGAAUAUAUUGAUAAAAUUUGUAAACUGAUUAGCACUAACAAACCGAAAUGCCCGAAACGUAUUUUAAUGGACUAUGAAAGGAAAUUUGUGGAAAUGAUUGGAAAAGGAGAUGGAGAGUGUUACUUUGAUGAAAUGGACGAAAUUUAUUUGGUUCCUUACAUUGUGGCUAGUAUUGCUAACGAUUGUUCUUUGAUGGUUACUAUGAGAAAAGUCAAAAAGGAAAGACAAGGCAUUGAAAAUAUUCCCGAAGACUGUAUAUUUGAUUUUGGUGAUAAUGGUCAGUUUGCUGUUAAUUUUGGAAUAUUCGAUUUGUACCCUAAACCCUUAUCUGUGAUCCAAAAACACAAGACUAGAAAUGAAAGGCGACAAAGUGCUUAUCGACAGAUUACAAGUUAAUUAUGGACGUAUUAUUUUACUAUUAUUCUCGUAAAUGCCUGCGUUAAAUACUCAUAAAUAAUAAGUUUUAUUUUUGUUACGUUAAUGAUUUACGUUCAUAUUUACAAAUUGCAAAAAAAGAACGGGAGGAAAGAUUUAACAAUAACUGCCUUUUAAAUAAAAAAAACUAGAAAAUACUUUGUAAGUAAAUACUUAGAAACUGUAAUAAAAGUUAAUUAUCUUUAUAAAUAACAAAUUGCAUAUUAGAACAAUUCUUAUGUAUUAUGUGUGCGUGUAGGUAGACAGAUAAUUAAUGAACAUAAUAUAAUAAACUGU